Molecule: messenger RNA, 1331 nt
Organism: Coregonus clupeaformis (lake whitefish)
Lineage: Eukaryota; Metazoa; Chordata; Actinopteri; Salmoniformes; Salmonidae
Product: leukotriene C4 synthase-like
Exons: 5
Coding region: 51-521 (156 amino acids)
Biological process (GO): leukotriene biosynthetic process
Cellular component (GO): membrane; endoplasmic reticulum; nuclear envelope
Molecular function (GO): glutathione transferase activity; glutathione peroxidase activity; leukotriene-C4 synthase activity
Source: RefSeq, a predicted model, not a curated record
UUUGCAUCUGAACACGAGGUUGGAAGGACAGUCAAUUUUAGCUCUAAGACAUGCUAGAUCAGGUAGUGCUCAUUGCAGGAGUAACUGUGUUGGGUGUGUUAGAGCAAGCUUACUUCUCUCUACAGGUGAUAUACGCCAGACGCAAGUACUCUGUCUCCCCACCCAGCACCUCAGGACCCCCAGGGUUUGACAGGGUCUUCAGAGCUCAAGCCAACUGCUCUGAAUAUUUCCCGAUCUUCAUCACCAUCCUAUGGGUGUCUGGACUCUUCUUCAGCCAAGGUCUGUCAGCACUAUGUGGACUCCUAUACCUGUACGGGCGCUACCUGUACUUCAGGGGCUAUGCUAAAUCGGCACAUGGCCGACUAGCCCCUCUGUAUUUCAGUGCCAAGGUUCUGUGGGUUCUGAUUGGGUUCUCCACCCUGGGGAUUCUGGGUUCUGUGUGUCGGUUCUACCUGGAUCUGGACCUGACGCAGCUCGCCAGCUCUGUCCUCGGCCUGACUGAGGAGGGGGGGGAGCUAUAAGGGAUGAGCAGGAAGAGAAGAGAUUAAAGGAGAGAUUAUGGGAUACACUAACAAAAAUGUAGACAAGCUACCUUCGUUGCCAAAUCAAGACAACUAAAUGGGACUGGUUGAUUGAAGUAGGGAAAUAUGUGUUCCAACCAUGAGCUGCAGUUUUGAAAUAAUACAUGUGUCCGGUCUAGGCCUAUUGUAGGCUAUUUUACGAACUGCUUAUGUGCCAUUUGCGGGUAUCUAAUGUUUAAAAAAUGAAUAAGUUUAUCUUUCUAAUGCUGUUAACUGUAUGUCUCAACUCAUGUUAUUAAGUGGAUUACACCCUGUUAAAAUGGGAGUGAGCAGUAAUAUUGAUUAGAAAGAAGCACCUGUUUCGGUAGCGCGAGUCGCAGCUCAAAUUGCGCUUGCAGUCCUUCAUUUAGCAAAUCACCUUGCAACUCCGGUAGGCCUAAGUGUUUUUCAAUUUAGACAGAGAAUAUAGGCAUACACAUUUUAUUUAGUUGUCCAAUGUGCUAACUGACUGUAGUGUGCUAGCUAGCCAGUGUGUUUACAGUUUAAUUAAUUUGCCAUGAGAAAAAGGCUUGUGGAAAAAGCAACUCCCUUUCUAUAAUCAUUGCCAAAAAUAAAACAUAGUUUUCUUCACUUGUCGACUAUUAGGCUACUGUAGAAGGUUAAAAGUGUAUAAAUAAUCCACAUAAUUUGUGAAUUCCCCACUCUGUUCAAGCAAGGGAACUUCCUUACAAAAUUAGCAUGCAACUUGUUAAAAAUUUAAAAAAAGGGGUUAGACUGUUGUCAUAAGUGUGUUGAUGCAUCCAAACUAUG